AUGGCGGCCACGGGCGGCGGGAGCGGAGGCGGUGGCGGUGGCCGACACUGGAUCGAGGCGGAGAUGCCCGAUUUCCGGGCCAGGAUGCGCCGUAUCUACCUCCCUACCAAAUUGGCCUCUUAUUUUCAGCCCAAGUAUUCCCCCAAUUCCCUGGAGGCCCAAACACUUAUUGCAAGAUUGGAGGAGGAUGCAUUCAGGGGGACAAACAGUAAGGUAGAGUACGUGAAAAAAAUAUGUGACAAGGUGGUCACCGUGUUGAGAAAUAAAACUGACGAGCUACAACGUCGAGCGCAGUUACAAAGCCAAUUGCAACAGGCUUUACAUGGAGGCAGUUCUUCUGUAAUGCCAGAGGCAGUGAUGGUGGCUAGUCGAAGGCCAACUUCUCAGUCUAUGACACCUCAAACUUCAGGUCAAGUGCCAAACCAGCACAUGCUUCACCCUUGCACGUCAAACAUGCAGAUUGAGGUUGAGAAAAAGCAUCAUGCUCAGGGUCAUUAUCCAAACUUUCAGCCCAUGGGAAUCACUAGAGCAGGGCCGGGUGUCCAGUCCGGUCCAUGGCCGAUGCAGUCAGGAGCCAGUCAGAGUGAGAACCCAUACAUUGCCAAGCAACCGCAGGCUACAAAUUUUGUUGGCUACAGCCUAGCAAGUGGGUCAAAGCCAGUUAUUCGGCCAAAUUCUCAGCACAAUCACCUACUUGGCCAAAAUGAUAGUGCUAUUGGAGUGCGACAGCCGCAGAUUACAAGGUUGAAUGAAAUUUUGAGAGCUAACCAACAAUUGAUGGGCACGCAAAGGUACCAAAUGCUUGGAGCACAACAAGCUGAUGUCCCCAAGAUGCAGCCUGGUCAGAUUAGAAUACGGAAUAAUCAGGAGGAUGCUAGGCAAACAGGUCUCUUACAUCCACCAUUCAAGGCAUCUGAGCCCAUGACUCCACCUGUACAACAGAUUCCAGGUGCUCAGCAAAGUACUUUGUUUUGUCAGAACUCUCAGAUUCCAGCUAUGAUGGGGACUGCUAGAGAAUAUGAUCCCAAGGAGGAAAUAUUUUGUAAGAUCAAGUCUUGGAAAGAUGCUUAUUUUCCUCAGUUUUUGGAACUGGAUCGUAGAGUCGUUCUUCCAACACUAAAGAGUGAUGUGCACGAGGGUUUGAAGGUGGACCUCCCCAAGUACGAAAAACUCAUACAUCAUUUCCUGGCUCUUCUCGAGAGGAAUAAAACUUGCCAUGCAAACAUGAAUACAGGAUAUCAGUUGCAGAACUAUGAUGAGCAGCGUACAACCGUCAAUCUUACUGGCAAUGCAUUCCCAAUCAGUGGUGGUACAAGUAGAGAGCAAAAGCAACCUGCUGAUCCAAGCAUUUUGCAGCCGAGGCAAACAACUAUGGCUAGAACAACAACACCUCAUCAACAGAGCAAUGGCAACUACUUGCCAGGAAUAGAAAGUCCUUUCUCUUCACCAGGAUCAUUGCAGUCUUGGUCUUCCAGUAUGCUCGAGGCCUUGAGGCCCUCACCACUUGCAAAUCCAGUGGUAGCACCAGCGUCAGCCUGUGCUCCAAUACCCAUGAUCUCAAUGGACGUUGACAGCAUAACUGCCUUCUUGAUGAAUGACAAUGCAGCAGCACCACCACCAAAAGCAAAUGGUUCUAACCAAGUCACUCCUACUGAACCGAUAGCAACAGCCUCACCACUUCAGGCAGAUAUAGCAGCUGGUCAUGGAGAGGUUCAGGCGCGAGGUGGAGACGGAACACCGGUGACUAAGAGGCCCAUCGACCGGCUAAUGGAUGCGAUAAGAUCUUCAUUGCCUGGAGCUCUACGCAGCUCUGUUAAUUCAAUUAGGUCUUUACUCAGCAUGAGCGACAUUGAACCACAUGGGAAAAUCGGCACAAUGUUGGAUUGUAGAUCCUCCUUGCAGCAGCAGCAGCAGGGUGGAUCUAAUACUGUGAAUAAAAUGAAGCAAGUUUUCAAUCAUACGGAGUCGCAAUCUGAAUCACAGCCGCUGGGAAGCAUGGAUGGCAGUUGCAUGUCAUUUGAGUGUGGGGCCUUGGACUCUGGAUCAAACAGUGAGGUAAACUUUAAGAGGCAGGAAACACAGAAUGCUAGUAAUGAGGCUCUGUUGGAAGAAAUCAAAUCUAUCAACAACACACUGAUCGACACAGUGGUCAGCAUAUCUGAUAAUUGUGGUAUGGAUGGGAUCUCCCGCUGUGAUGGCGGGACAACAAUCAAACUGUCCUACAGCGCCGUGUCGCUUUCGCCGACCUUUAAAUCUUUCUUUGCCACAUCUGAAAUGUGUCUUGUCUUGCCUGUGAAGCUAUACGUCCCAGCAGAUUAUCCGGGCAGCUCUCCGGUGCUCAGAAAUGACGAAGGAGAUGAGGUGCCAAGGAAGAAUUCCAGCACCAUCUCUGCCUCGGCGGACGUGGCGUUCCGGCACGCCCUCGACGGUCUCCUGGAACCCCGGUCGAUCGAGGCCAUGGUCAGGGUAUGGGACGCCUCCGUGCGGAAGGCCGUGACGCGGUUUGCGGAGCGGCAAGGUGGAGGGACGGCCAGCUCGAUGUUUGGUGGGUGGAAGAGAUGUGCGGCCACAUGA
Messenger RNA from Triticum turgidum subsp. durum (durum wheat), 2574 nucleotides. The record is from the annotation of a GenBank genome assembly. Lineage: Eukaryota; Viridiplantae; Streptophyta; Magnoliopsida; Poales; Poaceae.